UAUGCACAUUUUAGCCCCCAUUUAUAUAAGGGGAGUGGGGGUGGAGUGGAGGGUUAAAUUAUCCUCCCGUUACGAUAGCUUGCAGUGGCGAUGCCUUGCAGGUAUUUGCAGACACGCCACCCAUUGGAUACUUGUCCUGGCUAAUACACAAUGUACACUCAUCCCCUGACGACAUAGACACUCAAUCAAGGAAAUAAACAAUAACGACGCAAACGACCCGCGACCAACAAAUUUGUAAUUUGAAACGCAUGUGUAUGUUCAGGCUCGACCAAACAAACUGACAUACCUCUAGUCUGUUUCUGUGGCUGGCAGGUGUAUUCCUUCUCUCCAUCAGCAGCUUUGUAAAAUAACUAACAAGAUGACCAAUACUACAGAUAUCACAAUACCGCUAACGGAGAAUGUAACAAUUCCAAUGAAUUCUUCCAUAAUUACAACGACGUUCGGAGAUACCUCGCCAAUGUGGGUAACAAACGAUCCUUUGACAACGGAAAGUUAUGUUUCAACUGUUAUGGACUUUACCAUGACUACUUGGAAUACAACAAUGUGGACCAACGCGACCACCGCGGGACCGAUGCCAGACCCAAGUAAAUGCCUUCAUUUCGUCCCUGAUGCUGUACUAAAUAUCGUCAACGAUAAGGUCCUCAACGAUGUUCUGAUCCCAUCCUUAAUCCUGACAAUUAUGAUGUUUGUGAUCGGUGUCCCUGGGAAUCUUAUCGUUUUCUAUGUAUACUGGAGAAGGUGGCGCAAAACAACAUCACGUCUGUUCAUCAUGGCGUUGGCUGCGUUUGACCUUUGUAACUGUGUUUCAAUGGCAUUUGAAAUUGAUAUAAUAUUGAACGUCGUACAAUAUGAUCAUCCAUCCCGUUGCAAAUUUGCCCGGAUGUUCACGUUUCUGAUGAACAAUGCUUCUUCCUUCACUUUGCUGGUUAUUGCGAUUGAUAGAUUUAUGAGGAUUUGCCGUCCUCUGAAGCCGGCAAUGAUCAACGUACAGGCCAAAGUAGCCAUCGCUGUUGCCGUCGUUAUGGCGGUAGUCUUUGCCUUCCCGGCAGCAGUGUUGUAUGGGACUCAAACGCGAAUCAUGAAAACGGCAUUCCCAAACGUUUGUAUCAAGAUGCAUCUUUGUCUAAUAGAGGACAGUUAUACCACCUCAAAACUACCACUGAUAUUCACAAGUGUUUUACUGGCUGGGAAUCUGGCUAUUGACGUUGUUCUCAUCAUCUGCUAUAUUUGUAUAGCUUACCAAGUCAUCCAAAGAGGUCAGUUCAAUGACGGAUGUUUGUCGAAAAGUCGUCAACCUAGUAUUUCGUCUACCGCCACUGACCAUGAUGUUUUAGAGCCAGAUGCUAUUUAUAAACCUACGCCAAUCGUCCUUGCUAGACAGGGGUCUCUUGCAUCUUCGGAAGUCAAUGGCGGGGAUGGAACUGAACCAGCCAAAGCGGACGGAAGUAAACUAGCAAGGAAUAUCAACGGAAGCACGUCACGUUCUGUCGGAGGGGGAAGUAUCAAUUCCAAACCGUCGGCGUCAUUCAAAAGAUCCCAGUUCAAAAAGCAGCGAUCGAUGUCGACUCAGAGCAUUGAAAGUAGACGAGCGCAGAUGUACAAGACGACACUGAUGCUUUUCCUCGUAACUCUCCUCUUCAUGGUCUCUUUCAUCCCUUAUUGUGUGAUAGUCAUAAUUCGAUAUAUCCAGCCCAACUAUUACGACACAUUGACCACAUCCGGUCAAGCUAUCUUCCAGUUCUUCCUCAGGAUGUAUUUGCUCAGUUGCGCGUUGAAUCCUGUCAUUUACAGCUUCAUGAGUGAACAAUUCAGAAAGGAAUGCGUAAUGUUGUUCAGGAGAAGUGGAAUCUGCAAGAAGAAACAUACAUUUAGCCGUUGAAUGAAGUAAUUUAAACUUCUAUACCCGUGUAACUAUUUGGAGCUAUGUUAACGUUGGCAUGGCAUCGGGAUUUGCUCGACAUAAUGAACUGUGUGUCUUUGGUGCCAGCACUUUAUCUGAUGUACAGACAUGUUACUGAUCGUGUUUGCUUUAAUUUUUAAUGACGAUAAUUCCCAUUGUUGUACAGGUUGAAAAUGUAUCUACUGUUUUGUUUGCUAUGUUGUUUAGUUCUGAUUUAUUUAUAUAGCCUUGAUAUACGUUGUUUUCUUCCUUAAUUCAAAUCUUCGCGCUUUGACCAAUCAGUUUUAAACUAUAAAAUAAAUUAUACUUUUCUGUUUCAAUGUAAUUUCCUACGUAUAAUGUAUACGUUUUUACGAAAAUAUAAAACAACCUGUCAAGUUUCAUUGUCUGGACAGUACUAAUAUCAUAUGCGUUUCUGUGAAACAUUAGCGGAAAAGUGACACUAGUGAAUUUCAGUGCCUUCGUAUGGAUGUACACAUGCGAUUCUACUAAUUAUAAAUCAUCAUUUUAAAAUUAUAUUCUGGUUGAAGAGAGAUAUAUUUAAUUAAACAACGCUUGGCUAUCAACGACUCUGUCUCCAAUGAAAUUUCACAAGUCACCCCAAUAACCGCUGGAAUAAACUCUUGAGAAUACUAUGAAUGUACCUGAUGAACAUAAGCAUACUUUUUGUUUUGAAUUGUUAUAACAAAUGUAUUGGAAUACUAAUCAGCCUUUAUGGAAUUGUUUGUCUUUGGUAUAGCUAAUAAUAUGUUUUUUAUGUAAAUAGUUAUAUACUGUAUAGUUUGCAAUAUUUGUGAGGGAUUUAAUUUCGCUAUAUUCGUUGCUAUUAUAUAUACCUUGAACAUAAGAAUCAAGCCAAUUGUGUUUAGUGUAGAAUGAUUACACAGCGACUGUACCGGAAGUUUAAAAUUCAGGAAGUAUUUCGGAAUUUGAUGACCGGAAAUUUGGUCCGUGAAAUAACAACUUAACUGUAUUUUUGUUGAGUAAUGUUAAUGAUCUUACUUUGUCUUCCUCAUUGUUGAGAUACAGUUUUAAUACAUGAGUUACCAGUUCACACCAGUUCUAUUAUACCACUUCAGUUAGAAGUAAUAUCUUCCCAAACCUCAUCGUCGGAUAUCAACGGUUGAUGGUACUACGCUACGCUUAUCACCAGUACGUCAAUAAUAAAAUAAAAAACCAUGGAGACUUUUUAAUUGGCUCCCUCAAAUUUUUCUGUUGGAAUUUCAGCCAACUCAGACUGAAGGUGACAUAUGCUUUGUAGAAGCUGCAUAUCGAAAAAAAAACAGUGGUGGCGAGUGAUUUCGAGAACGUGUUGUUCAAUUACGAUACUGUGUUUAGCUUAUCGACCUCUACGACUUCCUACCAACUAUUUGUUUAUCACAGAAUCUGAACGCCUUGAUCGGCUCAGCCAUAUUGUUACCUGCAUUUUGUUUGGUACUUUUUCUCCUCUAAUCCGACGAGUUCUGAAAGGGUUAGGUUGGUUAUAUUUGUAGAGUGACGUCAUUGGAACCGAGGAUUUUUCACAGAGUUGAUCCACGGGUGAUGAGCAUAGCUUUGUGAAAUCAACCGUGGGUACCGACGAUGCCCAGAUCUUAAGAGUCUAAGAAUGUAAAUACAUAUUAAUCAUAUUAGACCCAUUUAAUACGAUAAAACCACAAUAAUUCUCCAUUAUGCCUGAAAAUGAUGUAUGUAUGUAUUGUAUAAUUUUACUGCUUUUGACUAGCUGAUGCAGCGACACAGUAAUGUCUAAGAGAAAAGAGUGUAUAGUUGAAUAAGGAUUAACUUGAAUAUGCUAUUUAUCUUAUGAAGUGUUGUAUCAUUAUAAACUGCUUGGCGGUUUAUUUCAAGUAGACACCGUCUUUUGUGUUAUACCUCCAUAACAUUUAAAAUAUAUAUUGAAGUUAAUCCUUAAGUGAACGAGGCCCAUGAAAACCACUUAUACCACGUGUAGAUUCUACUAUAUUUUACUAUUAGGACAUAAUGUUUAUUCGCGGGAAAAUGAUACAUAAAGGAAACACGAUAACUUUAGACUGUAUCCUGUUUGAGCGGAAAACAGGCGGAUGUAUUUUUGAAUCAGACGCCUUGUUCUAUGUAUCCCGUUCAUUACCAUCAAAAGAACAGUGUGUUUUCAACACGAAUAUUAAAUUGUAAACAUAAUUUAAUGUUAAAAUAUUAUACCAUUAUCAUAUUCAGUUGGAUUAGUUAACUCAGUGACUAACAAUUAGUAAUUCUGGCUUCCAAAAUUUCUAGAGUCCGAAAUUAUUAUUACCGUCAUGUUGCUAUUUUUAUGUUUGCCAUGUUUUCUGUAGAUUCUGAUUUUUUGAGGGUAUUGUUGUGUAUAUGUGUUAUCUUAUGAUUUUCAAUUUCAUAUCAGAUUAUGGUUGCAUGAUGAAGUAGAAAUAGAAAGGGCCAAGAUGGUGACUUGAAAAGUGGAAAGAGUCGUUUUUUCCCUCGCCAAUGGCAAGCAGCCGGAAAUUUGGAAUUAGAUAUUGUACCUAAUCUAGCUUAAAAAAAAUCAAUAUGAUUCACUCUAUACCAGCACUAAGAUGUGCUUGAAAAUUAAAAAAAAAAAUCCCAGGCUAAUUGUUUUUAAAGUCAGUAAGUUUAUAUCUAUGUCAGUGUUUGGUGAUAGACCCUUACUGAUAUGAUAUUGAAAUUAGCAGUUCCUGCCCACUUUUUUCUUCGCUUUGUUUUCCUAUUCCAGUGUAUCAAUAACAUACAUCCAAAUAUAAACAUGGAUGUUACGAUGCGUUUAAUAUCUUUCAAAAAGCAAGGGUCAUAUAAGGGCGGUGUCCAGGUGAUAACAGGCAAGGUAAUAUGAAGAAAGUUAUCGAAGGGAACACUAUCCUACCAAAUUGAAUUUAGUUUAGGCAUUGUUUGAUAUCUAUUAUGCAUACAUAACCACAGUAGAUUAUGCAGAGAUAUAUAAUGAAAGCAACUUGGGUAUACAGUACAACUGAAGAAUGGAAAAUAAUAUUGUGCAUACUGUGUGAAUAAAAUGUUUUUUUUUAAUAUUU
Molecule: messenger RNA, 4917 nt
Organism: Pecten maximus
Lineage: Eukaryota; Metazoa; Mollusca; Bivalvia; Pectinida; Pectinidae
Exons: 2
Coding region: 359-1879 (506 amino acids)
Biological process (GO): neuropeptide signaling pathway
Cellular component (GO): membrane
Molecular function (GO): G protein-coupled peptide receptor activity
Source: RefSeq, a predicted model, not a curated record